AUGAGUUGCUCAACUGGAUUUGCCACAAAGAAACCUGUGGCAAUAGAAUUGCAUACUCUCCUACACGAGAAGCAACGAUACAUACACAAAAGGAUUAGAGAAAAGUACAAGAAGAUGACUACCGUUGAGGGAAUGUUGGAUAUUGGCAAGCAUUGUACGAUAUGUCGCCAACUAGACUUUUUGCCAUUUGAAUGUCGAAUAUGUUCAAAAUGUUUUUGUGGGAAACACAGAGAUGAGUACAACCAGCACAAAUGUGUUGUUGAUGCGCAGAGGAAGAAGGUGUUAGAGAGGGAGAAGAUGAAGGUUGAUGUGAGCCAGCUGCCAAAGGCGUCAGAGUUGUUCCCCGACUUGGAGAAGAUACGUGCUGAGGCCCAAACCAAGUACGAAAAGGACAAGAAGAAGACCAUUGGGGAGAGGCUAAGCAAGGACGGGGGCAAUGAGAAGCUGACUAGUAUUGAGGUUGCGAUGUUGAGGCUCAAGAAGUUGCUUGGGAACACUCGAGUUGUAGCUGAGAGUAGGCCAGGUAUUUUCGGAUUUAAAAAGACCAGCAGCAAGGCGAGCCAGGUUGUUGAGAUGAACAAGCUGAAGAGAAGUGCCAUUGGAGAUGGCAGAGUUCCCAUUGGCGAUCGAGUAUAUGUGUGGGUCCAUUUUAAUGAUGAUGAAGAUUGCAAAUUCAAUGGCAGAAAUUCCCAGUAUUUCAGCAAGAAAUGGCCUGUUGGGAAGAUGCUGGACAGCAGUGCCCAACUGGCCAACAUCAAGAAUUUGAACAACCAAACUGUUGACGAGUCGCUCAAACUGGCCAUGUUCAAAAGAGUCAAGAAGACGGGCAAUGUGACCGCCGACGAGGAGUUUGUAUAUAUCCCAUUAAACGGGCGUGUUGAAAUGAGAUAA
Molecule: messenger RNA, 891 nt
Organism: Pichia kudriavzevii
Lineage: Eukaryota; Fungi; Ascomycota; Pichiomycetes; Pichiales; Pichiaceae
Exons: 1
Coding region: 1-891 (296 amino acids)
Cellular component (GO): cytoplasm
Molecular function (GO): zinc ion binding
Source: RefSeq, a predicted model, not a curated record